AUGGCUCCCCGUACUAGAAGUCGUGCUCCUUCCAAGCGGCACUAUGCCGACCGCGUCGAAUUAGACGGCGAGGAAUUCGCCGUCGGCCAUUGCGUCUACGUCAAGAUCACCAGCGGUGAUUCGUCCAACGGAGCCCUCGAGGCCGCCGCCGACGGCUCGGAUUCAGACGAAUCCGACGCGAGCGACGAGGAAUGCCAGAUUUGUGGGAAAGCUGGCGGAGAAGGGGGGGGCGGAACAAGGGGAAGCAAACACGGGAAGGUGGGGAAAGCGGGGACGGCGGGGAAGGGGAGGAUGGCGGGGAAGGUGGGGACGGUGGGGGAGGGGGGAAAGAAGCAGAAGAGGCGGCGAACGGCGCGGGAGCGAGUGUUCAAUGGGGAGCUUGCGAUUGGUCGAAUCGAAAGGAUCUGGCGCGUGGACGAAUCAAAAGAGCGCGGUAGCCGGAGGGAUGAGGAGGAGGAGGGAGAAGGGGGGGAGAAAGGGGGUGAGGAAGGGGAAGGGGAAGGGGAAGGGGAAGGGAAAGGGGAAGGGGCAGCGGAGGCGGAGGGGGGUGAGAGUGGGUGGUGGUGCAGGGUGAGGUGGUAUGUGUUGCCGGAGGAGACGGUGGAGGGCAGGCAGGCGCGGCACAGGAAGAGGGAGGUGUUCUAUGGGGAUGUCACGCAGGAGAUAGAGAUGGUGACAAUACUGCGCGCCUGCCAGGUGCUCCCAGAGCCGCUCUUCGCAGCAGCGGCCCACGAGGGGGACGACGUGUUCCUCUGCCGCAUGGCCUACGACUCGCGCUCCCUCACCUUCAAACGCCUGCCCGCGCGGAUGCGCGUACUGGGUGGAGGGGGACCCGCGGGGGCAGCGGGGGGGAUGAGGGGGGAGGGCGAGAUGAGGGGGAUGGCAGGGGGAGGUGGGGGCGGAACGGGCGCGCAGGGGCGUGGGGGCAAUGGGGGAGGGAAGAGGAGGAGAGGGGAGAGGGAUGAGGGGAAUCGAAAGGGUUUGCAUGGGAGUGGGGAGGAUGGGGAAGGGAGUGGCGGGAGCGAUGGUAGUGAUUCUGCGAUCAGAGGCGCGCCGCAGGGAAUUCUGCAAAGCUGGUGGGAGAGAGAGAGGAUGAGAGAGAUGAUACGUGGGACGCGGGGGAUGGGGAAAGCGGCGGAGGAGGAGGAGGAUGAGGAGGAGGAGGAGGAGGAGGAGGACGGGGAGAGGGAGGAGUCAGAGAGGCAUGUGAGGAAGGAUGGUGAGCAGAAGGGGAGGAAGGUAGGCGGGUUGGCGGCGGUGCGGAGGGCGAAGAGGGCGCUGCAGCUGUCCCGUGUGCCGCCAUGCCUGCCGUGCCGUGAGAAGGAGCAGCAGGAGGUGGAGGGGUUUGUGGCGAGAGUGGUUGGGGGCCAUGGAUCCAGGGAAGGCACGGGCAAGACGGCAGUGGUGGUGGAGGUGAUGCGGCAGGCGAGGAGGAGCAGCAGGGAGGGGCUGCUGCUGCCCUUCCAGUUCGUCCACAUCAACGCGCUGCACCUGCCUGCCCCCACCAUCUUCUUCUCUGUUCUCUGGGAGGCACUGACCGGCCAGAGGGUCGCGUGGAAGAAAGCUCUUCACUCCCUCAACGUCCGCUUCGCCUCCCCUCGCCCCUCCUCUCCUCCUGGCGGGGUGCUCUACAACAUCUUUGAGUGGACCACCUGGAGCUCUGCACGCCUUGCCGUUAUUGGCAUCGCCAACACGGUGGACCUGCCCGAGCGCCUGCUGCCGCGCAUCGCCAGCCGCAUGGGGCUGCACCGCGUGCCCUUUGCGCCAUACACGCGCCACCAGGUCGAGACGAUCGUCGCCGCCCGCCUGCACGCAUGCGAGCUCUUUGCACCGCGGGCCAUCGAGCUGGCUGCAAGGAAGGUGGCGUCGGUAUCUGGGGAUGUGCGGCGGGCGCUGGAGAUCUGCCGCAGGGCGGUGGAGAUCGCUGAGGCAGAGGCCAGGCUAGCAGGGACUAGCCAUGCACCCGAGGCUGGCUGUGCUGAUGUGGCAGGUGCAGCUGACGUGCCAGAUGAAGCAGAGGCGGGAGCUGGUUCGGGAGAUGGUAUGGGGACAGGGUCGGAAGCUGGGUUCGGGGCGAUGGCGGGAGCAGGUCUGAGACUGGUUCACGAUGCAAGCCUGGUUAGGGAGAGUGCGGUGCGCUUUGGAGGAGGAGUGGAGAGCGGUUUGUCUGUUCUAAAAGGGGUGCCACGGGGAGAAGAGAGUGCGAGAGGAGCGGCGGGUGAGGUGACAAGGGAAAUAGAAGAGGGACUGAGGGGACGGGCUGAAGGGGUGGAGGAGAGAAAGGAGGAAGGGGAGGCAUCGGCUGUGGAGGUGCAAGUUAGGACAGCGCAGCAGAGCCCGUUGGUGGUGCAGAUAGAGCACGUGGAGGCAGCGAUUCGAGAUAUCUUCUCAUCACCCCACAUCAUGAUCAUUCGCCACCUGUCCGCCGUGGAGAAGAUAUUCCUGGCUGCGCUCUCCUUCGACCUCCAUCAAUCCGGGGCUUCUCAAUCCACCUUUGCCAGGGUGCACCAGCUGUGCCACGACUGGUUGCAGCACCACAACUCCACCAUCGCUGCCACACCCUCACCCGCUGCACUCUCUUCAUUGGCUGCUUCCACGUCAGCAUCUCCUCCUGACCAAUCAGAGGCCGCCGGUGGCAGAGGGGAGAAGCGUUUGGUGCAGCAGCCUGGGAGGAAGGAGGAAGCUUCCUGGGAGCUUCCAGUGCGGCUGAAUGUGUCUCACGAUGCCCUGCUGGCUGCGUGUGCACGCCUGGCAGAGUCACACCUUUUGCUAGCAGAGGGCACUGCCCUGCACUGCAUUCAGCGCAUUCAGCUCAACUUACCCAGGGAGGACGUGCUCCAUGCAUUGAGCGCCGACCAGGAGUUGCCUUGGUUGGCAAGGCAUCUUGGAUGA
This is a messenger RNA of Closterium sp. Yama58-4, 2892 nucleotides long. NCBI's taxonomy places the organism in Eukaryota, Viridiplantae, Streptophyta, Zygnematophyceae, Desmidiales, Closteriaceae. The record is from the annotation of a GenBank genome assembly.